CGCUGCCGCUGUGCACCUGCAGGGCUCGGGGAAGCCCAGGACCUGUCGCCGUCGCCUCCCGUGCCGGAGCGCAGUGACCGUGAGCAUCGCGCCUCCUCCCGCAGCCCCCCGGGCCUCUCCCUCGCCAGCCCCUCCAUCAUGUCCAGGAAGAAAACCCCCAGGAGCAAAGCGGGCAGCUCACCCUCUUCCCACCUGCCCCCGGCCAAGGACAGGGGCAAGGCGGGCGCCGGCGGCGGCAGGGGCAAGGCGGGCACCGGCGGCAGGAGGCUGGACUCCGACGCGCCCCUCAAUGGGGUGGCGCUGCCCAGCCACCCCACCCUCAGCAGCAGUGGCGAGUUCUACGAUGUCGCCUUCAAGGUGAUGUUGGUGGGAGACUCGGGCGUGGGGAAGACCUGCCUGCUGGUCCGGUUCAAAGAUGGUGCCUUCUUGGCCGGGAGCUUCAUCUCCACUGUGGGAAUCGACUUCAGGAAUAAAGUACUGAAUGUGGAUGGUGUGAAAGUUAAACUGCAGAUCUGGGACACAGCUGGUCAGGAGCGUUUUCGCAGCGUCACCCACGCCUAUUACCGCGAUGCCCACGCUCUGUUGCUGCUCUAUGAUGUCACCAACAAAGCGUCCUUUGACAACAUUCAGGCCUGGCUGGCGGAAAUCCAGGAAUACGCCCAGCAAGGGGCAGUGCUCAUGCUCCUGGGGAACAAGGUGGAUUCCACCCAGGACCGAGCAGUCAGGAGAGAGGACGGGGAGAAGCUGGCUAGGGGAUAUGAGGUGCCGUUCAUGGAAACCAGCGCCAAGACUGGACUGAACGUCGAUCUUGCCUUCAUGGCCAUCGCCAAGGAGCUCAGGUACCGGUCCGGGCAGUUGCCCCACGAGCCCCGGUUCAAGCUGCAUGAGUAUGUGAAGAAAGAAGUCCGAGGCCAGGGCUGCUGCAGGGCCUGAGGCCGCGCCGGCGACCGAGGCCCAAGCUGUCGGCCUCCCUCUCUCCGUCCGUCCCUCCCUCCUUCCCUUCCCCCCGAGGACCGCGUGUGCAUGUCUGUGCUGUGUUACUGUCACUGUCCAGGAGGGACGUGGAGGUGGUCGGCCGGGGACAGGAAGCUUGGGGCGCCCAGGACACGCAGGCACCGCCGGCCAUCCCCCAGACCAUCCGGCCCCAGAAAACGGUGGUCCCCUCUCCCUCCUUGGAAAAUGGUGUUCCCCUCUCUCCCUGGACAAUCUGGCCCUUGUGGCAGCAGGGGAAUGUUAAACCAAUGCAGAAAACGAGAACUGUGAGAGCUCCGGGGCUCUCCCGGAUUGCUGACGCCGGCCUGGACCUCAAAGCCAUCAGGCAGGCCACUUGCCAGCCCUGGGGUGGACGGGAGGGGUCAGCUGGCCCUGAGGGCCCACCCCCUCCACCUUCCUCCCUCUUUCAGCCACAUGGUUUUCUACUCCUGCAGCAGGUGUUUCUGGAGCCCGCUGCCCAGGCUGGUGCUUGGGGCCUCCCGCCAGCCGGGGAUUGGGGUGCUAUGAGCUCUCCAGCUCACAGCAAGCUCGUCCUCGUCAGGACCCCACAGUCCCGAGACCCUCCAUCCGGUCGGUUCCUGAGGACAGGCCCCGGUCCCCGGUUCGUGAGUUGGAUAAAGGCUUUGGCUUCGGUGGCUUCUGCUCCUUGGGUUCUUUCGAAGGAGAAAAUCAUUGGCAGCUUGAAGCAGAGGGAGAAGGGGCGGCCGUGCUUCUGGCCAGCGGGGGUCUGGGGGCCGCCCUCUGUGUUUACAAACCAGCUUUCGGGGCCCGGCCGAGUCAACAUGCAGGUGGGCUGACCGUCCCCGCUCCUGCCCCCUAAAUACACCCGCCUGCAGGCCAGGCAGCUACACCACCUCCCUCAGACCUGAUGUAAAUGGUGUCAGCUCUGCGCUGGUCCCCACAAUCCCCAGCAGGUGCCAUGAAUGGCCUCUGAGGGGUCUCAAACUCUGGGUGAUCUGUUAUAUUGCCUGGGUCCUUGGAAGAGGCCCCCCAAAAUAGUUACCCUCAGAAAAAUCCAACACGUCAUGUAAUCUGAA
Messenger RNA from Ornithorhynchus anatinus (platypus), 2030 nucleotides. RefSeq names its product RAB26, member RAS oncogene family (gene RAB26). Lineage: Eukaryota; Metazoa; Chordata; Mammalia; Monotremata; Ornithorhynchidae. Gene Ontology annotation, molecular function: GTPase activity; GTP binding. The record is from RefSeq and is a predicted model, not a curated record. The transcript has 9 exons. Bases 139 to 933 code for a protein of 264 amino acids. Gene Ontology annotation, cellular component: Golgi apparatus; endosome.